AGCCUUCUGGCUCAACUCCGGCUUGGACGUCUGGCGACUAGCGUCAAGCCGCAGCGGCCAAUAAACUCGACUCGAAUCUGUUGGUGCAUGCCUCAUUGCUUUCCCCGCUAGCAAAUGACGACAGUAUCCGAGCAGCCCGAUGAGCACAUUCUGGAACUCCCUCGAUUGGAUCUUGCCUUCAUUACGAGUAAUAGAUGAUCUGGACGACCGCUUGUCUGACGAUGGUGGCUCUGUGGUUUCUACGCAUCCCAGGAGCCAUUACGGUGGACAGCAUCCUCACGACCUUCGGCGCGAAGGGACGAGGCAAAGAGAUCGUAAGCGUGAGCAGAAACGUGAACGCGUUAGCGAGACGGAACAUCAUCACGAAAGAGAUCGUCGACGCAUUCAAGGGUUGGAACGCGAAAAUGCGACUCUCCAACAGAGAGUGACAUCUCUCGAAACCGAUUUGCGGUCAGCGCGACAAACCAUUGCGACGUACACCCUUCUAUCCUCUGCCAAUCUUCCCUCGAGCUCCGAAGAACCUGUGAACCGCAACGACUGCGCCCCAGACCCUGCUAAUUUGCGCACAGCGUAUGAUUCAUUAUUGUCGUCUUACUCGCUUACACGUCGCGCCUUGCAAGAGCGUACAGAAGAGGUGGCCAGCCUGAAGUCUUUCCUGAGCAAAACGGAUGAGUGGUCUGGUGCCCAACUCAUCCAGGCUCUUCAUGACCUGAAUUUCGAGAUUGUCCAGCUGGCGGCCUCCGUUGCGGAGGAGUUUGCGUCAUCAUUUGAUCGCCGUCAUGACUUUAUUCGUCAAUCUGACCGCGACCUCAUUAACACCGCACUCGGACCGGCCAUGACGGACCUGCUUGCGACGCGCAACCAUGCAUCAGACCCGACGCUGGUUCAAUUCGCUAUACAAGGCUGGGAGAUCUUCUGUAUGGGGCGUGUGCUCAAUGCAUUCUGUUUCGGACUGCCUGCGGAAAUCGAUCAUUUUCUAAACAAUGUCUUCGAUCAAAUGCACCGAGCAGGUCCGCAGCCGACUGCCUCGCGUUGGCGCGCGCUUGCGUAUCAGCACGCGCGAGUGCUCUUGGCACCAUGGCCGACCGAUUCAGGUUCAAUGUCUCCUGCGCUGCGCACACUAAAGGAAACCAACUUGCGUGGGAUACUCGCUAUUCUCGCACUAUCCGGCUGCACAGACUCUCGAGGAGUCCGUCGCGACCCAUUACGCUCACGUUUCGGUGAUUUGCUUGCACGAAUAAGCGAGCACGCAGAACACAUUGCGAGCGUGGUCAAACAAAGAAUGAUGAGUAGCGUGUUCGAGACUACUUGGGUGAACGCUAAGGGCGCCCGUCCGCCGACGGGCGCGAGCAAAGAUUCAGAGACCAAUUGCGAGAUGUGGUUCGACUGGCAGACGAUGGACAACGUCUAUGCAGGCUACGGUUCUGAACACAGCAAGGUGCUCUGUACGGUGGAGUUUGGUCUGAUACGUGUGACACGCGUUGACCCCGCAGACAGUGAAGACGCGCAAGCACAUAUGCAGGAGAGCACGGAGGUGAACGAACAUACGGAUCUUAUUCCAAAUGGCAAGGGUGCAGUCAUUAAUGGCCAAAGCAUACAUUCGGAUGAUAAACUGGUACGGAGCAUCCUUCUGAAGCCAAGAGUCGUGUUGGAAUCCGUUGGAGGGAUUCUAUGGCAUGAGGCGCGAUGAAUCAGGAACGGCUGCCCAGCGCGAUGUUACACUGUGGCUGCAUUUAUUGGGAUCCAACCCAUCUGUUCGUGUCAUGAAAGCGUGAAACGGAAGAGUCUCAUGCCGAUUCCAUGGCUCCUUUGUUGGCCUAGUUGCUCAAACUCACCAUGUGACUCCAGAUGCGCUGGCGGACUGGGUAUUUCCUUGACAAACCAAUACGUAUCAUUGUUUUGACGUGACAUCAUUGUCCUCCCGCGUAAUGUCCUUGGUCGGCUGUUGUACUACUGCUACCGUAAGCCUUGUUAUUUACCC
Laetiporus sulphureus 93-53 is the source of this 1981-nucleotide messenger RNA. RefSeq lists its product as uncharacterized. The record is from RefSeq and is a predicted model, not a curated record. Lineage: Eukaryota; Fungi; Basidiomycota; Agaricomycetes; Polyporales; Laetiporaceae. The transcript has 3 exons. Bases 140 to 1690 code for a protein of 516 amino acids.